GGAUAUCUGAAUCAGGUCCCCACGAUGGUUUUGACGGGCGCAGAGGUUGCCAAACACAACAGUAGCCAGUCGUGUUGGGUGAUUCUUCACGGCAAGGCCUACGACGUAACUGAGUUUCUUCCAGAGCACCCCGGCGGUACCAGAAUCAUCCUCAAAUAUGCCGGUAAAGAUGCCACGGAGGAGUUUGACCCGAUCCACCCACCCGAUACGCUCGACAAGUAUCUGGAAAAAUCCAAGCAUAUGGGCCCCGUCGAUAUGUCGACCGUAGCCCAGGUCCAGAAGGCAGCUGACCCAGAGGAGGAGGCAAGGUUGCGUAGGGUCGCUGAGAUACCGCUACUCGAGCAAUGUUACAACCUUCUCGACUUUGAGGCUGUUGCCCGCAGGAUAAUGAAGAAGACUGCAUGGGGUUACUACUCGAGUGCAGCAGAUGAUGAGAUUACAUUCCGCGAAAACCACACCGCCUUUCACAGGAUUUGGUUCAGACCCAAAGUACUCAUCGACGUUGAGCAUGUGGAUGUUUCCACCACGAUGCUCGGCUCAAAGACCGCCCUCCCCUUCUACGUCACCGCGACAGCCCUCGGGAAGCUUGGAAACCCCGAGGGAGAGGUCUGUUUAACAAAAGCAGCUGGCAAGCACAACGUUAUCCAGAUGAUUCCCACGCUGGCAUCCUGCUCCUUUGACGAGAUCAUGGAUGCAGCUGUGCCGGGACAGGUUCAGUGGCUGCAGUUGUAUGUGAACAAAGAUCGCGCAGUCACGAAGCGCAUUGUGCAGUAUGCGGAGAAAAGGGGUUGUAAAGGGCUCUUUAUCACGGUCGACGCGCCGCAACUCGGCCGGAGAGAAAAGGACAUGCGAUCCAAAUUCGAGGAUCCCGGGACCAACGUACAGCAAGGCCAGACCACCGACAACUCACAGGGCGCAGCACGUGCCAUAUCCAGCUUCAUCGAUCCGGCUUUGUCAUGGAAGGACCUGCCGUGGUUCCGCAGUAUUACCAAGAUGCCGAUCGUGCUCAAGGGCGUGCAAAGGGUCGAGGAUGUGCUCAAGGCCGUCGAAGCAGGUAUGGACGGCGUCAUUCUGUCCAACCACGGCGGUCGGCAGCUCGAAUUUGCUCGUUCGGGGAUUGAAAUCCUGGCCGAGACGAUGCCGGUUUUGCGCAGCAUGGGUCUCCAGGACAAGAUUGAGGUUUACCUCGACGGUGGAGUCCGCCGCGGGACGGACAUCAUCAAGGCCCUGUGCCUCGGGGCCAAAGGUGUUGGCAUCGGAAGACCGUUUCUCUACGCCAUGUCGGCGUACGGAGUCCAGGGCGUCGACAGAGCAAUGCAGCUACUCAAAGACGAGCUGGAGAUGAACAUGCGGCUCAUUGGCUGUACGAGCAUCGACCAGCUAUGCCCUUCGCUGGUUGACACCAAGAGCCUCACAUAUCAUGGAAACGGCACGCCGAUUGAUAACCUGUCCCACAGCAUCUACGACCCGCUGGCAAAUCCGCCCCAAAGAACUGGAGCAAAGUUGUGA
Molecule: messenger RNA, 1509 nt
Organism: Pyricularia pennisetigena
Lineage: Eukaryota; Fungi; Ascomycota; Sordariomycetes; Magnaporthales; Pyriculariaceae
Exons: 2
Coding region: 25-1509 (494 amino acids)
Biological process (GO): lactate metabolic process
Molecular function (GO): heme binding; L-lactate dehydrogenase (cytochrome) activity
Source: RefSeq, a predicted model, not a curated record